Molecule: messenger RNA, 1403 nt
Organism: Somion occarium
Lineage: Eukaryota; Fungi; Basidiomycota; Agaricomycetes; Polyporales; Cerrenaceae
Source: the annotation of a GenBank genome assembly
AAUUCGAACCGUAGCCCUGGUCAUCCUCAUCAGUAAGGUUAAGGUCCUUCGGAAACAUAAUAACAACAACGGGUUCUAUACGAGCUUGUUGAUGAGGUUGUUCAACCUCGGGGCAAAGACCUGCUGGGAAGUAAGCCUGGUCCAGGAAUUUUGCAUGUUGAGGGAACCCCCGAAACCGAGCCGGGCCAAGGCGUCGACGACAUAGCCAAAGUACGCUUCAGCAGAAUGACCGUCCGGGAUGGAGGCCAGGUUGGAACUGACAUGUUGGCGUACGACUCUGAGGGAAAGAAGACAGAACAAGGCGGACUUUAGAAAGUCUCAUAUCAAUGACUCAAUUUGCCAUAUGGGUACGUGCAUCAUUUCAAUCAUUCAACAUUUCAGACUGACCCCCGCGUCUGCCCCAACUAUUACUCGCCUUCACUCGGCACUUUGACCCAGUGUCAGACCAACUGCAGGUAACUUCUGGAUCUUUCUCUCCAGUGUCCUCCCCUCCUCCUUUCCACCUCUGAACCUUACAACUUCAACAUGCCUGUCCCAACUUGUCCUACGUACAAACACCCGGAUGACCACGAUAGUCAGGAUGAAUACUUCACUCACGUCAUCGACACAAUGACGUUCUUCUACUACUGGGGCCAUACUGGUUACUUACGUAUCAACGAGAUGUUUCCGAUUGCUACCGAUCGUCGAAGGACCGAAGCUUAUGAACGUGCCACCGCACAGUUCAGACGAGAUCCCGUUAUUGCUGAUCUUACUUUUCCCGAUAACCCUGAGCGACGCAAGGCGUUCUUUGACAGAUGCAAGAAAAUGUGCGCUGAAGAUAUUAGAGACCCUUCCGAUGCUUUUCUUCGAACGUUCUAUGGGAGCACGCUGGUCCAAAUGCUCGUCGAUGAGGUUAGCUUGCGCUACCGCGACAACUUACAAGUCCUCUCAGAUGUAUUGGCAGGUGCCCAACAAAAAGUUAUGAUAGCUACGGGCGACUGGGAGAGGCACGUGGCUGCUUCCAACCAAGCUCGACAAGAGGUUGCUCUUAAUAGACUCUUCGACCGUAUUGGGGAUACAUUUGCGUAUCGACAUUCCCUCACGAAAAAGAUUGUGCAGUGCAAGAUUCUCAAUGGUGGAGGUGAUGUCAUGGGAGAAGAAUGGUUCUGGGUUCGUAAGACCGUGGCCGGCGAGUCCAACGAGGAUAUGAUCACGGGCGAGGAGCUAGAGCAACUGCUGUCGUGUCAGAUCUAAUAGGUUAACUGCCUUCUCUGUUUUGCGUCUCCUUGUUGUUUCGCUGCUCUGUCUGAUCUUUGAUUCUAUGCUGUCGUCACAUUGUGAUCCGUUGUGUAGAUUCACGGCUGUCUUGCAACUCAUCCAUGAAAAUUUUCAACAAUGACAUAGAAACAUGCAGAGACGGCGAG